CCACCAAUCUGUGCAGCGCGAGGACCACCCCAACCCCUGAACCUGAAUCUACCCGCCCUGCGCGUUUAUAAAUACAGCUCCAAUCACACCGGCAAGUCUUGGUCGUCAGAAACGCUCAGGGUUGCAGCAGAACAUCCCCCUUCGUCUCCUCCCCUUCAUCUUUUCUCUGUUUUUUAACAAAACCUCACGCAUCACCCAUUUUUCACACCCAUUCUUCCCCCUUUUUUCCGAACUGUAGUUGUUUUUCCUGCGGCCAGUUGCAUGCAUUGUUCGUCUCCCAAAAUGGUUUGCGAGACUAAAAUUGUUGCGGACGAGCACGAUGCUAUACCUGGGACCAAAAAAGAGUCGAUCAUGUGGAGCUCUCCUCCGUCCAGCGCGGCUCUAAACCCGGCUGAGGCAAAGGAUGUGAGGAAAGAUGCGGUAUUUAUCCGCGAGUUCGAGUGCGGGGAUCAAGAGGAGGUGCGGCGCAUUUUUUACGAGGGCAUUAUGGAGAGGAUACCCAACACGGCGUUCAGGGGGCUCAGGCAGCAGCCCAAGACUCAGUUUUUAUAUGCUCUUCUGACAGUAAUGUGCUUUUACGUGACCAAAUCCGUCACGCUGACCUGCUGUGCGCCUCUCUUUCUCAUGGGUGCACGCUACUACUACAGCAGGAAAGUUAUCCAGAGUUAUCUGGACUGUGCUCUGCACACGGACAUGGCUGACAUAGAGGCUUAUUACAUGACACCCACAGGCUCCUGUUUCUGGGUGGCAGUGCUGGACGGACGGGUGGUGGGCAUCGUGGCGGCGCAGGGUCGUGAGGACGACAACACGGUUGAGUUGCGGCGCAUGUCGGUGGACUCCCACUACCGCGGUAAAGGCAUCGCAAAGACCCUGGGUCGUCGUGUUCUGGAGUUCGCCGUGCGCAACAACUACGCCGCUGUGGUCCUCGGCACGACGGCCGUUAAGUUGGCUGCCCACAAGCUGUACGAGUCGCUUGGCUUCCGCCGAACGGGCCAGAGCGAGGACUACAGGCUCCCUGGAAUGAGCCGCUCGCCGCUGGAGAGGCUCUUCUUCCAGAUCCGCUACAGCCGCUACCGCUUGCAGCUCCGUGAGGAGUGAGAGGUGACAGAGAGAGGGAGAGAGAGAGAUGGAGAGGGGGAGAUGGAAAGAGAGAGGGACAGAGAGAGAGAGAGAGAGCAAAGACCUUCCUUCACCUGAGAGCCCCGACCGCAUCCUCUACUCUGACAGCUUUUAUUUAUUUUGUGUCAUUAGAGAUAACUUCAAGUACUUAACACUUCUACUUCUUCAUCUUUAAAGUCACUAACGUUUUCAUUACUAUUAUGCUUUUGUUGCUGUUGUUUUUGUAUUAUACUUUUUACAUUUUAAAAAAGGACUUUGUUUCUUUUAUCUCAAUUUUUAAAGCUAUUUUUGGUACCUCUAUCCCUCCCUUUCUACUGUGGGAGCAAAUUAAAUUGGCUUUUGUAGACGACAUCCAACCAGCACCCUGACGAGGCACCCACCCAGGCCCCUUUGGUUUCAGGAUCAUGUGACUCUGAUCAAUACCCCCUCAUUACAAUUCCCCAACGUCCUCUCUUUGCCCCUCCCCCAUUACCUCAAGCUUUCCCCUCCUUCCCACAUUCUUCUGAUUUCCCCACAGCAAAAAUUCAACAGACGGGUUUAGAUACAGCUUAACGAGACCUUUGCAUCUCGUUCCAGGCGGGUGGACGGAGCAAUGGACUGGUUGGGAGGAGCAAAUAUGGCUUUCCCUGAGAGCAAAACGCUUUGGGGGAGCUUGUGAUAUACACACUCUCUUUGAGAAAAGCGCUGCAAUGAUUGCAUUUUAGUGCUUGCAUUGUGGACUGAGCUUGGUCAAACACAAAAACCAUGUCAUUUGGCCGUUAGCCAGUCUCUCAAGACACCAUAUUGAAGCACAGCAAGAGUGUGUUACUGACCCCCACAGUGAGAGAGAAGGAUGGCAGGAUGGUGACCGGAAUAUGGGCGGUGUUUCCUGCAUCCUGCAUGGAUUUAAACCAACACAGUGCAUCUUCCUCACGCACCCUGCUCUUCUUCUUCCUCACUCGUGAUCUGCUUGGAUUCCUCCCUUCCUUUCUAUUGUUUCCUACCCUCAGUUAAUCGCUGCUAUCUCUCAAACGCUGAGGAGAGGGGAGAGGGUCUUUGAUUGCUUGAGGUGACAGGAGGGAGGUAUUUUCUCCCCCGACGGGUCCUGAGAAACAAUAUAGCUGCAUGUCAGAGCUUUUCUGUGCGUGAGUGAGUGUGUGCAGAGUCUGUGACUAUGUGUGUGUGUGUGUGUGUGUGUGUGUGUGUGUGUGUGUGUGUGUGUGUGUUAAGGCUAUGGUCAAACAUAAGACCAUGUCUUUACAGAACAACUAAUGUUUUUUAUUUUGCGUUAAGAGACGCACACUUUCUUGCUAUGAGUCAAGUGUUAUCUUACAAAAUAUAAAUACUUUCUAUGUGUACUUAAUAAUUGUUUACUGAUUGAGGAAGAUAAAUUCUAACAUUUUGAAUAUGUUUACUAUUUGACUGAUAAUUAGUAAUUUUGUAACACACAUAUUACCACAUUGUAAUAUGCAAAUUUUAUUGUCAAAGGUACGACAAACACAAAGUAGCCGCAACCUUACACAUACCUAGUCCAGGUUAUUGGGGAACAACUUGGGUAAUACAUACUAGCAAUACCUGCAAACCUACUGUACCUAACUGAGCACAAAUAGCAACUAAUUAUUUAAACCAGUGUAUCGGCAUGAGUGUUCCCCUUCCUUCAUGUAUUUAUAUUGUGUGUACAGCUGAAAACUCAUGUAGCGAACAAAAGUUUCUCCCAUUACACCCCUCUCCAUCUCCAUUCUCCGACCAUACAACCAGCAGUAGAUUCAGCCAUCCACCAAUCUGAGCCUAAUUUGUGUCAUUAUGAAUCAUUUGUAAAAAGUUAAAUAUAAAGCAAAAAAAACAACCCAAAAAAAUUAUAUAAGAUAAAAAAUGACCAAAAAAAAAAAAAAAAAAAGAAUACAAAUGUAAUCAUCAUGAAGUUAGCAAUGACCCUACUCUGCCUUGCCACCCUUUCCUUCCCUCAAAUGUUGCCCUUCCCCCACUCAUGAAUCUGUCUGCAACCCUGGGCUAGACCCCAAAAACCUUCCAUUUGAACCCUCCAUUGACCUUUGACCUCCCCUUUCCCAGGCCACACCCAUUCCUUCAACCAUCUCUGCAUGCGCCACAGAGCCUUGCUGCACUGCUUUUUAUUAUUCCAUUUAAAGCUUGUUGGACCAACCCUAAGCCCCGCCCCUCCUCUGAUGUCAUCCAGGCAGUGUUUUAUGCUCUGGGACAGGCUAGUGCGAGGUCAGUGAUGUUUGGUCGUAUGCAUAAGACACAAAAAGUGACAGAUAAAGUGUGUGAGUGUGUGAGUCUCAUGAUAAAACCCACUACGCCACAGUACUGCUUGGAUGACAUCACGCCUGCCAGCCAACUGUAGAAUGCAAAAAGCAAUGCAAGUGUGGCAUGCCUCUGUACCCGGUGUGUGUACGGUGCCUGCCCUGGAAAAGUGU
Molecule: messenger RNA, 3533 nt
Organism: Notolabrus celidotus (New Zealand spotty)
Lineage: Eukaryota; Metazoa; Chordata; Actinopteri; Labriformes; Labridae
Gene: aspnat
Product: N-acetyltransferase 8-like
Exons: 3
Coding region: 262-1098 (278 amino acids)
Cellular component (GO): mitochondrial membrane
Molecular function (GO): L-aspartate N-acetyltransferase activity
Source: RefSeq, a predicted model, not a curated record